GGCUCACCCUGGUGCUCACCCACUUCUGGGCCAAGAAGAUUCUGACUCAGUUGAGGAGAUGGCUGGUUCCACCCAACAGAUUUCCAAAGAUGAACUUGAAGAACUGAGGGAGGCCUUUGCAAAAGUCGAUCUCAACAGCAAUGGAUUCAUUUGUGACUAUGAACUUCACGAGCUUUUCAAGGAAGCAAACAUGCCACUACCAGGCUACAAAGUAAGAGAAAUUAUCCAGAAACUCAUGAUUGAUGGCGACAAGAAUAAAGAUGGCAAGAUCAGUUUUGAUGAAUUCGUUUUGAUUUUCCAAGAGGUCAAAAGUAGUGACAUCGCGAAAACUUUUCGGAAGGCCAUCAACAGGAAGGAAGGCAUCUGCGCCCUGGGAGGGACGUCAGAAUUGUCCAGUGAAGGGACCCAGCAUUCAUAUUCAGAGGAAGAAAAAUAUGCUUUUGUGAACUGGAUAAAUAAGGCCUUGGAAAAUGAUCCUGACUGCAGGCAUGUUAUCCCCAUGAACCCAAACACAGAUGACCUUUUCAAAGCUGUCGGAGAUGGAAUUGUGCUCUGUAAAAUGAUCAACCUUUCCGUUCCAGACACAAUUGAUGAAAGAGCAAUCAAUAAGAAGAAACUUACACCCUUUAUCAUUCAGGAGAACUUAAACUUGGCAUUAAAUUCGGCCUCUGCAAUUGGGUGCCACGUGGUCAACAUUGGGGCCGAGGACUUACGGGCCGGAAAGCCCCACCUGGUCCUGGGCCUGCUUUGGCAAAUCAUUAAGAUUGGCUUGUUUGCCGAUAUUGAGCUCAGCAGAAAUGAAGCCUUAGCAGCCUUACUCCGAGAUGGCGAGACCUUGGAGGAUCUCAUGAAGUUAUCUCCAGAAGAACUGCUGCUCCGUUGGGCCAACUUUCAUCUGGAAAACUCGGGCUGGCACAAAAUCAACAACCUUAGCUCUGACAUCAAGCUCAUUGACUUCAGUAAUUCAGUAAAGGAUUCCAGAGCCUACUUCCAUCUUCUAAAUCAGAUUGCUCCAAAAGGCCAGAAAGAAGGGGAACCCCAGAUUGACAUUAGCAUGGCCGGUUUCAAUGAAAAGGAUGACCUAAAGAGAGCCGAGUACAUGCUCCAGCAGGCAGAUAGACUGGGCUGCCGACAGUUUGUCACCCCAGCUGAUGUUGUCAGUGGCAAUCCCAAACUGAACUUGGCUUUUGUGGCAAACCUGUUUAACAAGUACCCAGCACUCACCAAGCCUGAGAACCAGGACAUCGAUUGGACGCUACUUGAAGGAGAAACGCGAGAAGAAAGGACUUUCCGUAACUGGAUGAAUUCUCUUGGUGUUAACCCUCACGUAAACCAUCUGUAUGGUGACCUGCAAGAUGCCCUGGUCAUCUUACAGCUGUAUGAAAGGAUUAAAGUCCCCGUUGACUGGAAUAAGGUCAACAAGCCUCCGUACCCUAAGCUUGGUGCCAACAUGAAAAAGUUGGAAAACUGCAACUAUGCCGUGGAUUUGGGGAAGCACCCUGCCAAGUUCUCCCUGGUUGGCAUUGGUGGACAGGAUCUGAAUGAUGGCAACCCAACCCUGACACUAGCUGUGGUCUGGCAGCUUAUGAGAAGAUACACACUGAAUGUCUUGGAAGAUCUUGGUGAUGGCCAAAAAGCUAACGAUGACAUCAUCGUGAACUGGGUGAACAGAACACUAGGGGAAGCUGGGAAGUCAACCUCCAUCCAGAGCUUUAAAGACAAGACAAUCAGCUCGAGUUUGGCGGUUGUGGAUUUAAUCGACGCCAUCCAGCCAGGAUGCAUUAACUACGACUUAGUGAAGAGCGGGAACCUGACUGAAGAGGAUAGGCACAACAACGCCAAGUAUGCCGUGUCGAUGGCCAGGAAGAUCGGAGCCAGGGUCUACGCUCUUCCUGAAGACCUCGUGGAAGUGAAACCGAAGAUGGUUAUGACAGUAUUUGCCUGCUUGAUGGGCAGAGGGAUGAAGAGGGUAUAAAAGAGUCCAUCCAAAUGCAAACAGAAACCCUUGCCUCCCCCACCCUCCUCUCCCCUCCCUGCAUGACUCCCAGAUCAACUAUUUCUAGGAAGAAAUGCUGUUGGCUUACGGACUGUUGACCUUUAAAGGACUUUUCGUCGUCAUCACCACCACCGUCGUCAUCUGAGUUCUCAGGGAGAGAACACACGGGGAAAGUCCAUUUGUCAAGAGCGCAUAAAAUGGAUUCCUCGCCAAACCAUUGGCCUCUCUCCCCCUAGAACGCCGUGCCGCAAGUUCCCAAUCGCUAUAUGUUAUUUCUGUAUUUUCCCACUAGGGUUUACUCCAACCGAUUGGUCUGAUCCUGCUAGGCAGUAAUUCACAUUUUACCCAUCAGCUUAGUUCUCCAUCCGGGACCCCUUGGGGAUUAUUUUUGUAGAUUUGAAGCUGCUUAACAGAAAGGACUCGAAGAUUGCAUCAGGUCAGGUUCUCGUAUUUCUAAGGAUCGCUGUCCUUCAGUGUUCUUUCUCCGUGGUGCUUUUUUGUACAUCAAAAGGUUUUGGCUCCUUUAUAAACAAGACUGCAACAGUCUUGGCUCCCCCUUCCUCCCCUUCCCUCCCCCCUACUUUUUUUAAACACCUCUUCGAGGUAGAAUACAGCCGUUAGGGAGUGGGGAAUGUGUCUUAAACCUUCGUCUGCUUUUCCAAGUGUAGACAACUAUCAGACGCCACAAACGAAACGAUUUCCUGGAUCCAUUUGGGGAUGGGUUUGAUCCAAGUCUUUUCCUUUUUUAAAAAAUUGAAAAUGCUGUUGAAUAGAAGAUAUUUUUGAGGGGAGGGAGUGCUAUGAAUAGCUGAAGUCAGUCUAGGGUAGAGGCGGUGUGCUGAUUCAAAAAAUAAAUACACUUGUGGUCUUUCCACCUAAAACAAGGAGCAGGGAUCACCAAAGAAGGAAGAAAAAUGUACCCAUAGUCUUAAUGUACUCUUGCUUUGGCAAGCUGUUUGCUCUAUUUUCAAGGUCAUAUUGUUAUUCUAAGCUAUUAAAAGUGAUGUAAUUUGGUGGCAAAUAUUAGUUCAAAUAAAAGACAUUUAA
Gracilinanus agilis (Agile Gracile Mouse Opossum) is the source of this 3043-nucleotide messenger RNA. RefSeq names its product plastin 3 (gene PLS3). NCBI's taxonomy places the organism in Eukaryota, Metazoa, Chordata, Mammalia, Didelphimorphia, Didelphidae. Gene Ontology annotation, molecular function: calcium ion binding; actin filament binding. The coding region runs from base 59 to 1975 and encodes 638 amino acids. The transcript has 17 exons. Gene Ontology annotation, biological process: actin filament network formation; actin filament bundle assembly. The record is from RefSeq and is a predicted model, not a curated record. Gene Ontology annotation, cellular component: cytoplasm; actin filament bundle; actin filament.